Messenger RNA from Amorphotheca resinae ATCC 22711, 3683 nucleotides. RefSeq lists its product as hypothetical. The record is from RefSeq and is a predicted model, not a curated record. Lineage: Eukaryota; Fungi; Ascomycota; Leotiomycetes; Helotiales; Amorphothecaceae. Bases 1 to 3387 code for a protein of 1128 amino acids. The transcript is spliced from 4 exons. Gene Ontology annotation, biological process: regulation of transcription by RNA polymerase II.
AUGUCAUCCGAACCGCCCAAAAAGAAGCUCCGAUACAUACCAGGUGGUCCCGGCGGGGGAGGUAGAUAUGUUGAUGAGGAUGGCACAGAAAUACCGCCAGUCGUCUACAAUAGACAAAACCGAACACCACGAACACGAACCGUCAUUCCACGCGCACAACCGCCCCCGAUGAGGUUUACGUCCGCCGCUCAGGCUGCUGCAGCAGUGCAGAAUGAUGGAUACAAGCCGAGAGAAGAACGGGCAUGGGAAGAGUUCCAUCCAAACUUGGAUAUCGAAUCACCUCUUCGUGCCUUCAGCGCAGACGAGAUCGAGGGAAUACAAUCGAGACCCCACACGCCUGCGGGAGCCCCAGCCUCGGCAGAUGGUUCCAUCGAGGGUACCAACGGCUUACAUACUCCAAACGGCAUUGAAGGUUCCCAAACGAAGAGCGAGGGUAACGUAACGCCUUCUGCAUCGGCUAACGGCGAACCUAUAUUAAUGAUGGGCAUCCCUGGUACUCCAGGCGGUGGCAAGAGAAGACCUGGCCGGCCUCCCAAGGACCCCAUCGCAUUUUAUGCAAAACGGGCGGAACAGCUUGGCAUAGGUCUGAACAUAGGUACCCCAAAGGCACCAAAUAUACGCCCUCCGGUUCAAAAUACGAACCCUAAAGAGAAACUGACUUUGCCACAACCAUCAUAUCGCAUAUCCAACACAUUAGCUCGAUUCGAGGAUCAGGUGCGCUACGUGGAUAAGUCAAUGGCCAACGUUGGGUAUCAAAUGAGCGACAUAUUUAUUCGUCCAGAAGGGAGACUCAUCAAGGCCUCGGAUAUAAACCUAGACGAAGAUUUCGACCUUGUCCCGGACGUGAAAGAGAACUCUCUCGGAGUUGGUAGUGGCAGUGUUGGUCGUGUUGAGUAUGACAUGGAUCUGCAGGAUGACAAAUGGCUUGAAGCAUAUAACUUUGAGCGGAAAGCCUCCGGUUCCGAAGCAAUUACACGGGAGAUGUUCGAGAUUACCAUCACUACAAUUGAAAAGGAAUGGUAUGCGCUGGAGAGGCGAAUUCCCAAGCCCAAUCCCAAGCCUCCACAAACUCAUAGACCGAGAUCAAGUUCAGCGGCGGCAGUCAAUGGAGAGCCACAAGCUGGGGAAGAGCAAGAUAGCAAGUGCGCUAUAUGUGAUGAUGGCGAUUGUGAGAACACCAAUGCCAUUGUCUUCUGUGACGGCUGUGACUUGGCGGUCCAUCAAGAGUGCUACGGAGUUCCCUUCAUUCCCGAAGGGCAGUGGCUGUGUCGAAAAUGUCAAUUGAUAGGUCGCGGCAUUCCGACUUGUAUCUUCUGUCCUAAUACGGAUGGAGCGUUCAAACAAACCAAUGCCUCCAAAUGGGCGCAUCUUCUCUGUGCUAUGUGGAUUCCCGAAGUUUCUCUUGGGAACCAUACUUUCAUGGAGCCAGUGAUGGAAGUCGAGAAGGUGCCAAAGACUAGAUGGAAACUGACCUGCUAUAUUUGCAAUCAGCGCAUGGGUGCCUGUAUCCAAUGCGGCAAUAAAGCAUGCUAUCAGGCAUUCCAUGUCACCUGUGCGAGGAAGGCCCGCUUAUUCCUGAAGAUGAAGAAUAGUCAUGGCACACUCUCUGUCCUCGAUGGUACCACGGUUUUAAAGGCCUUCUGUGACAAGCAUUGCCCCUCGGACUACGCGAAGGAAAAUGAUGUGGCUCAGGCUAUUCGAGAUGCAAAGUCCUUCUACCGACGAACGAUGCGUGGUCGCUUGUGGGCAGAUAGCCAAGCUUCGGCUUCGGCACUGGCAGCCACACACCGAAAUGCCAUUACUGAGCACCAACCGGAUGAAUCGCAGCUUAUGGGCGUGGAUGCUGAGGCGGCCUUGGGCGAUGGCAAGAAAAAGGGAAACCAACCUCCCAAGGCAGUCUGGAAACUCCCAUCGGGUGCUCCGGUGAUUCCACAAAUCACCUUCAACACAGUCGAAAGCGCCCUUCAACGUUUUCCUGUUCUUAAACGCAAGGAGUAUGUUGCGGAUGUCUGUAGGUAUUGGACGCUCAAACGAGAGGCGCGUAGGGGUGCCGCACUACUCAAACGAUUACAAUUGCAGGACUCCUUUUCUUCUAUGGAACUCCCUCGCAGAAAUUUUGCUGCCAUGGGUCCUGCUGGCAGACCAAGACUCGAACGACGAAUCGAGUUUGCUGACAAUAUGGUCAAGGAACUUGAGAGAGUGAAGAGUCUUGUGGAAGACAUCGUGGCGCGCGAGAAGACAAAGUUGGAAAUGUCAGAACUUGAGGCAGAACUUAUCGACGCGAUUUACUUUCCGAUCGCAAAGUUACUACCUCCUAUUAUGGACAAAGCUUUAGUACUUGAUAUCAAGACUUUCUUCACCGAUGGACUGACCAAGAUCCGAUCCAAACUCCAACAACGCUUCUACACGACAAUACUCCCAUUUGCGCGGGAUCUGAGUGCAGUCUUCAGUGCGGGCAUCGGGAGUGAACCUCCAGCCAAUCCAGAAGCAGAAGUUGAUACGACCUCGUCCCCCAAGAAGCAAACAGGAGAUAUCAAGGAGCGCAAGAAGCUGGCCAAACGCAUCAUAAAGGCAAUCCAACCACAGCUCGAGGCAGCUCUUAGAGCGGAGGUUGAGAUAAGUGGCGAGCCAGCUGAGGAGCAACUGAAGGAGCUAAAGAAUUUGCUGGAGGGCAGUCUCGAAGCAAGACAGGGCUCGGUGUCGGUCUCUCUCGGAGAAUCCGGGUCACAGGAAGAUGCUGAGGGAGAUGUGGUGAUGACCGAUGCAGCUCACGCGAAACAAAAUGGCGUUGGACAAGGGGAUACCGAUACGUCUAAAAGCCACAACGAAGAUUCAAAUCAAAAACGCGAGGCGGAUGACGUCCAGAUGGAGGACGUCGAUGCGCCACACGAGGAAGAGGAAAACAUCAUUGUAGCCGUUUCUUCCGAGUCUCCCGCGAAUGCCGAGCCAAACGGAGAUACCAUUACUACAGCUGCUCUCGCUGAAGUAAAUAUAAAUAAGUCACCAGCCAAAGCACAACCUACGAAUGGUCUCAAAAACACAAAUACGUCUUUUGAUACGAGUGGGCAUGUUUCUGCUCCGCAAGUCGAGCAACCAAACACAGCCAUACCACCAGUAUCGAACGGCUAUACCAAUGCAGAACAGGGAGACAAGACUCUCACCGACGGAGGAAUCCCUCUGUUCCUCAAGGAAGAUUUCCAGAUAGAAGGCGUGAAAGUUUCAGAGAUAGUAAGAGAAUCGACGCGCCCAAGCGAAGAACUGAGCGAGAUGGACGACGAUCAGCUAAACGAUCUGGAGAAUGAUUAUAAUAACGCAGCAAACGAAGAAACCGUGGCUGUGAUUCCAGUUACGAAGAGCAAGAAGGCGAAGAGCAGAAAGAGGCGAUAAAUAGGUAAUCAGGUGGUGGUUGUAAUUGACGAACUUGUACGACUAAGGGGGGGGAGUUCUUCUUUCUAACUUGGCUGGCGAAUCUGGGUUUAUGGAGUGCGGCGUCCCACGGAAAUGUGGUAUACCGAUUGAUUGAUGGAGGGAAUACCUAGGCGGGUAAUGAUCAGACGCAGCCAGGCCAAAUACCAAAUACCAAAUACCGAAAAAAAAAGAAGAAAGCAAAGCCAGAAAAAAAUAUGAAAUAAAACUGUUGGACUACUGUAAUCAUUGGACCCUACGUGCAUACGUUGACGAGG